Messenger RNA from Musca vetustissima, 762 nucleotides. Its product is annotated as AN1-type zinc finger protein 2A. The transcript has 3 exons. Gene Ontology annotation, cellular component: cytoplasm; endoplasmic reticulum. Gene Ontology annotation, biological process: proteasome-mediated ubiquitin-dependent protein catabolic process; protein targeting to ER. Gene Ontology annotation, molecular function: zinc ion binding. The record is from RefSeq and is a predicted model, not a curated record. Lineage: Eukaryota; Metazoa; Arthropoda; Insecta; Diptera; Muscidae. Bases 10 to 762 code for a protein of 250 amino acids.
AAUAAUACUAUGGAGUUUCCACAUUUGGGUCAACAUUGUUCAGAAAAAUCGUGUAACAGACUGGACUUUUUGCCAAUGAAAUGUGACGCUUGCAAAGAGGUAUUUUGCUCGUCGCACUUCAAUUACGACCAUCAUAAUUGCAAACACGGAAGAAAAGAUCACCAAGUGCCUUUGUGUCCCUUAUGUGGAGAACCUGUACCCACAGCACCUGGUGUCGAACCGGAUCUAACUGUAGGCCAACAUAUCGAUCAACAAUGUAAAUCAGAUUCUCGAAAGAUUUUCACCAACCGAUGUUCAUACAAGUCAUGCAAACGAAAAGAACUAAUACCAGUGAAUUGUUCACAGUGCAAAAGAAACUUUUGUUUACGCCAUCGUCAUACAGCAGACCAUGAAUGCGAAGCUGGAAAGGCUGGAACUAGCAGUAACGAACCAAAGACACUGGCAGGUAAAGCUGCUGAAUUACGUAGAACCCAAAAACCACCAAACACACUAUUUGAUGUCGCCCCAAAACCUACCACUGCUGCUGUAAGGGAAACCGCUGCUCAAAGAUUAACUCAAAACAUACAGGGAAAUAUGUCUGAAGAUGAAGCUCUGGCCCGUGCUAUAGCCUUAUCGAUUAUGGAAUUGGAUGAAAGUAAUGAUCGAAAUCGACGUAAUGAGGCUGCAGCCAAUAGUACCCAAAGACGAAACAAUGCAACUGUACCAGUGGGUGGACGCGAUACCCAACAAGGAAAUGGAAAAGACAAGUGUUCACUGUCAUAG